Molecule: messenger RNA, 1244 nt
Organism: Cyprinus carpio (common carp)
Lineage: Eukaryota; Metazoa; Chordata; Actinopteri; Cypriniformes; Cyprinidae
Source: RefSeq, a predicted model, not a curated record
GUUCAGUCUCUACAGCACGUCUGCAUGAUCUUGAGCAGUUUAAGCUCCUUCACAGCUCUGUUAUGGCGAAUGUUCAAACCAGGAUUCUUCAUCUGGAUCUCUCUAUCAUCAUUAUUUUCCUGAUUCAUGCAGAUUAUUCAAAAUCUAAUCAAGAGCAAAGGAUUCAGCAGCACAUCAACAAAACAGUGUUUGUGGGGGAAACGGUUACACUUCACUGCAACAAAACCCAACUUGAUGAAGAUUUCACAUGGAAAAUGAACAACUCUGUUAUUUUUAGGCAGGUCUCUUAUUUUAACAUAACUAAGACAAACUUCAGCUCCAACAGGAUUCACAUCGACCCCGCAGCUCCAAGAGAAUUAACAAUACAUCAAAUACAAGCGUCUGAUGCAGGAAACUACAGCUGCUACCCAGCAGCAAUAAGAUGGACAUUAACAAUAACAGAAAACACAACCAGACCAGAAUCACUCAAACAAAUGCCGCUGUACAUCAUCUUCUCAUGUUCUGGAGUCAUUAUGAUCUGUCUGAUCAUAACCAUCUGCGUUCACAGUAAACUGAAGCAGAUGAAGACAAACUCUGAUCUCUGUGAAAAAGACCAGGAGGCAGAAAGUUUAUUUACCACAGAACAGGUGAAGAUGAUCUCUGACUGUGACAAACACACAGUAACAGCCUGUGUCUACAGUCUUCAUACAGUUUCAUGAACAUCUUUUCUUCUCAAGACAGCAGUGUGUGUCUGACACUCAACAGAUCAUCAUUACAAUACAGGAAGAUGUUUGAGAACGAGACCAUUACAAUAAUAAAUACAGUCUCAGAGGAUCUGUAUGUGAAUGUGUAUUUGCCUCUAAAAUGCUGUUUGCUUAUUUGAUUUAAAAUAUCUACCAAAUAAUUUCACUUUAAUUUUCAGACAGAGGAAUAUGAGUUAUAAACUUUGAUAUGGCCAACUAUAGAUACAACAUCAUUUACCAUUAUCAAAUAAACAACUGACAGAUUUCAUAGAAAGUCACAAAGUGUAUGAUGGUCACAGACUCUGAUUUUUUAGCUUCAAACAAUGAAUCCAUCCAGUUGGAGGAUAUCAAAUAUGAUUGAAAUGUUAAACUGAUUUUAGAACACUUUUUUUUCUUUUUCAUUUAUCGCACAUCUCAGCAACAAGGCAUAUAUUUCUGUGUGACUUUGUCAUGUUCGGAGUGACUUGAAAGUCUGGUAGUGUAUCAUCAAGUUGUUUAGUGUGUUUUUUUUCCUGUAACUAU